AUUUUCCGACAACAAUAUUAUUUUUAUUGCUGUUAAAUAACAAAAGAACAAUGUGGUUUGUAAUAAUAUGUCUGGCGAUAGUAUUUACAAUAAAAAUCCUGCACGACUGGCGACGAUCAUCAAAGUUUCCUCCAGGACCCCGCGGUCUGCCGAUCGUAGGAAACAUAUUCGACGUGAAACGUCUGGUCGAUGAGACAAAGUUUUAUUCUCAUGCUUUGUGUCGUCUAGCCGACACUUACGGCCCCAUCGUCGGCUUAAAACUCGGCAUAGCCGAACCGCUGAUCAUUGUUUCCGGUAGGGAUGCUGUGGUUGAAAUGAUGGGUCGACCUGAGUUCGACGGUAGGCCAGAUGGAUUUUUAUAUAAACAUCGAACAGGGGGUGAGCGAAGAGGUAUAAUAUUUACCGAUGGCGAUAUCUGGCGAGACCAAAGGAGAUUUAUUCUGCGAACAUUAAAAGAAUUUGGAUUUGGAAAACUGGCGAUGGAAGAUAUAAUAUUAAACGAUGCAGUUUCUUUAACCAGCAUAAUAGAAUCGCUGGCUAAAUUAGGACCCAUUACAAACUUACACAAUAUUACCUCCAUAGCAGUCCUUAAUAGUGUGUGGACGUUAAUCGCUGGAUCGAGAUUCGACUUGGACAAGGAAAAUCCAAAAUUAAGAGAAAUUAUAUCAGUGGUAAACGAUCUUCUCAGAAACAGCAAUGUCACUGGCGGUAUAUUGACCCAUUUGCCUCUUUUAAGAUACAUAAUCCCAAACUCUACCGGAUUUACCGUAUUAAAUCAGAGACUGGCACGAAUGUCACAAUUCUUCAGAGUAAUUAUAUAUAUAUAUAUUUUUUUAGCGAUGUUAUUUCUGUCUAUACAAGAUAUCUUAUUUCAGAGGGAAAUUGCAACACACAAACAAACUAGAACGCACGGCGAAUUUAGAGACUUUAUCGAUGUUUACCUAGCGGAAAUGGAGCAAUCAAAAUCGAUUAUAUCGUGCUUCGAUGAGGAGCAAUUAAUUAGCGUCAUGAAAGACCUCUUUACCGCUGGUGUAGAAACGACGAACAACAUAAUUGGCUUUAUAAUAACGUAUCUCGCAGUGAGGCAGGAUGUUCAAGAAAGGGUGCACGAGGAAAUUGAAAGAGNGUUGGGCAAGGAAGUUCUACCUCGUAUAGCGUACAAAAAUCGACUACCGUACUUGAAUGCAACGAUAGCGGAGGUAUUAAGACUAGCGAAUGUCGGCCCUACUUCAAUUCCUCAUCGAGCAAUGACUGACGCUAUUCUACUCGGCUAUGAAAUAAAAAAAAAUUAUACCUUGCUGGCUAAUUUCAGAAGCGUUCAUAUGGACGAGAAACAUUGGGGCGAUCCAAAAGAGUUUCGGCCUGAAAGAUUUAUUGACGAUAGAGGAGAAUAUGUCGAGGACCCCUGGUUAAUACCAUUCGGUUUAGGUCGUAGAAAGUGUUUGGGCGAGAUCUUGGCAAGAAACAGUGUAUUUCUGUUCACUGCGUGUCUGCUGCAAAAAUUUCAGUUUACGUUAUCUCCGGAACAUCCUACUCCGAUUUUAGACGGUGUCGACGGCUUUACAAUUUCACCACCUGAUAUAUGUAUUAAUGCUAUCAAAAGAAAAUGACUACUUCAUUAAUGUAUGCGUUAUGUUAAUAUAUAUAUUAAUGUAAAAUCAUAUAUAUUAAUACACAUAUAUAUUAAUGUAAAAUCUGUACAUU
This is a messenger RNA of Formica exsecta, 1704 nucleotides long. RefSeq names its product methyl farnesoate epoxidase-like. Gene Ontology annotation, molecular function: heme binding; iron ion binding; oxidoreductase activity, acting on paired donors, with incorporation or reduction of molecular oxygen, reduced flavin or flavoprotein as one donor, and incorporation of one atom of oxygen. NCBI's taxonomy places the organism in Eukaryota, Metazoa, Arthropoda, Insecta, Hymenoptera, Formicidae. The coding region runs from base 51 to 1610 and encodes 519 amino acids. The record is from RefSeq and is a predicted model, not a curated record. Gene Ontology annotation, cellular component: intracellular membrane-bounded organelle; cytoplasm. Gene Ontology annotation, biological process: xenobiotic metabolic process. The transcript has 8 exons.